AUGAAUAGAGCUUAAACAGCUGGUGAAGGAUUUAGAUAGAAGAAGACAAUGUCAUCAACAGGUUUAAAAUUUCGACCUAGUACAUAAUAAAUAAAUAGGGAUGUACACUAUAAAGAUUCAUUGUCAAAUAACGAGGUUAUUGAAAUUAAUCCAGAUCAUUUAAUGUAAAUAGUGGUUUUAUAAAGUUGUAACUUAGAUUUUACAAUAUUCGCAAACAGAUUCCUUAAUAAAAGCAGGUGAUUGUCCGUAACCUUACAAAAAUACCAAGAAGAAUAAGGAUUACUCAACCAACAACUGCUCGAUUCAGAGUAGACUAUGACAUGCAAGGGUCAUUAGCAGCAGGUUUAUCUAUGAUAUUAGUGGUGUAUUUUGAAUGUACAGUAGUAGAGGAUUAUCAUGAUGUUUUUGUAAUCACAUCAGAAGAUGGCUUUAAAUUUAAUGUAAAAUUAUCAGCAUUAAAACCACAACCAUUCAUUAGAUUUGAUACAUUUCUAGAUUUAGGAUAUUGUUAAAUUAAUAAAGUAAAAGAAGGUAGGAUUAGAUUUGAAAAUGUACCAAAUGAAGAAGAUGAAAAAAAGAAAAAAAAAAAAGGAGAUAAAGAUAAAGAUAAAGAAAGAGAUUCAGAAAUAGAGAGAGAAUUGACAGCUAAAAUCACUCUAUAAACUCUACACAAUGAUAAACUUAAAUUUGAACCAACAAAUUUUUUUGUCGUAAAACCAGAUGAAACUGUAGAAAUAACAGUUAAAUAUUAAACCAAUUAAGCAAGCAUAUUUAGAUCUAGUAUUCAAGUUGUUAAACAUUGGAAUAAUAGUAUAGAAACAAUUGAAGUCUCUUGCAUUGCUGUUGAUUAUUCAAUAUUUUUUAUAGAUUAAAAUCAAGCAUAGAGUACUACAAUAGAUUUUUAAGAACUUGUUAUGGGAUACCCAAAAUAAUAUUUUGGAUCAUUAGUAAAUAAUACACCAAUAAGAUAAAAUUGGAAGGUAUUAAUAAAGAAGGGAUUUCAUACUAUGACAUCUUCAGUAGGAGGAUUUUAAACACCUAAUGAAGUUGGAUUAGAAUGGUUAGAAAAAGUAAUUAGAGUAACACCAGAGAAAGGUUCAAUGGAACCAUAUGCAUAGAUGCCUAUUAAAAUUGAAUGUAAAGGUCCAGUAACUGAAGAAGGAAAAAUGAGAUGUGAAAAUUAUGCAUUCUAAGAUAAAUCCAAUGAUAAUUUAAAGUAUGAAGCUCCUAUUGAUUUUGGAUAUUCUUUAUUUUUUGAAUUUUUUGGAGAAAAUAAUGAUGAAACUCUUAUUGUUCAUGCAUAAGGUAAGCAUAUUAGACCACAGGUUAAAGUUAAUAAAUAAGCUUUAGCAUUUGGAGAAUGUUAAGUUAAUGAUACAAGAGAUGCAAUACUUGUUAUAGAAAAUACUCAUAAAAAUUAAACUAUUGAUGUUACUUUUAGUAAAGCCCCAUAAUUUUUAGUUUCCCCAUUACAAUACUAAUUAGGACCAUAAAUGAAAAGAUAAUUCAUUGUUACAUUUGCACCUAAAAAUGUUGGUAGAGUUAACUCAUCAUUGAAUGUACUUUUAGUUGAUUCUUAAUAUCCUAUUAAAAUAUAAUUAAGUGGACAUGCUAAUUUCAAUCCUGAAAAAAGACCUGUUACAAGAGGACCAGAAGCUUUACCAAAAGAUUUUGAUUUAGAUAGGUAGUUUGUAGAUGAAAAAUAAUUACAAUAUAUUGAAAUGAGAAGGGUUGAAAUUAAAUCAGAAAUGCAACCAAAAAGAUCAACUAAUUAUGUUGGAUUAUUAUUUGAAGAUGAAAGUGAAUAAAGUUUACAUUAAUAAUAAUAGAGAAUGUAAGGUUUGAGUGAAUAUGAAUAAGAAAGAUAUGCAGAAAAAUUAUAAUAAUUUUAUUAAACAAGAUAAAAUUAAGAUAAAUAUAAUGAGUAUUUAAAAAGUGAAAGAUAAUCAAGGUUAUAGAAAAAAAGAGAUAAAAUUCUGAAUAUGAGAGUUGAAUCAAUGCAAAUGGAGUUGAAAUAAAAGUUUUCAAGUACAGAUGAUGAUAAGCCAAUUGAUAUUGAAUUUAAAUUGGGAAUAAUGGGAAGAGAGACAGACGAAAAUGAUCCAGAAUUACCAGAAUAUUGUGAUGGUUUAUUUGUCACAAAACCUAUAGACAAAUAUGAGCCAUUUACAAAUUAAAAAAAGUUAUUUUAACCAGAUCCAUUAUAACCAAUGCGUAAAGCAUUUCCUUAGGAAGCAUAAACUCAUAAAGAAAAAAGGGAAGUGGCUAUGGAGUUAACAGGAGAAGAAUUAAAAAAGAUAUAGGCUGGUCCUGUAGAAAUUGAUUUUGGGAAUGUAUUUGUAAAAAGUGAGAUAGCGAGAACUUUUCACAUAAAGAAUGAUUUAAGAACUAGUAUAAGUUGUUAAAUAAGUACAGAAAAGCCAGAAUUGGAGAGAUCUUAUACUAAAAUGUAAAUAAUUCCAUCUUCAGAUACAGGUAGAUUUAAGAUAGUACUUAAAUCUGAUAAAUUGGGACCAUUUAAUGAAAGAGUAUCUUAUGUGAUAAAUGGUAAACAUAAAUUUGAAUUUAAUGUUAAAGCAGAAAUUUAGCAUGUAAAGUUAGAAUUAUCAUCAUUAAAAUUUGAUUUUAAUUUUAAAGAGGAAAACAUGGCAUUAGAAACAUUUGAGACAAUAAGAUUACAAAAUAAUGGAAAUGCUACAGCAUAUUUUUAAUGGUAAAUGAGUGAGUAGAAAGUAUUUACAGUAAAUAUAGAGAAAGGUGAGAUUUAAUCAGGAAAGUUUUUGGAUGUUUAAAUAAUAUAUAAACCUUCAAAUUAUAUAAUAAAAGAAGAUAAGCCAUAGCCAAUAUAAGGUAAGACAAAUUAUUAUGUAUAAAUAAAUAAUCAGAUAAGAUUAGAUGAGGAUAAAUUGAUAUUAUAAAUUAAAGAUGGUUUGGAUUAGAUAAUAAAAGUGAUGGGUUAAGUGAGUGAUGCAAGAUGCAAUAUUAAGCAUUCAAUAGUAGAUAUGAAGGAAUUGUUGGUAUGUAAGACUGAAGUAAAAUAUUUUACAAUUCGAAAUGUAUCUAGAGUGAAUGCCUUUUUUUCAAUAUUAACAGAGAAAUUACCAGCUGCUUGUGAUAUAUCUCCAAGUAAUGGAAAGAUAGGACCAGAUGAAACAAAAGAUAUAACAGUUAAGUAUAUGUCAAAAGAAUAAACUGAAAUAAAGACUGAUAUUUAAAUUAUAAUAAGAGGAGGAAGAAUAUUAAAGAUUCCAUUUUAAGUUAAGACAAUUAUACCUGAAGUAGAGAUAGUGUAGGAUUAAUUUGAUUUUGGUAAAUUAACGACAUUAGGAAAUGAAGGUUCAUUGAAAAUGACUUUGUAGAAUAAUUCAUCAAUAUCAGCGGAAUUAUUAUUGAAUUUAGAUAAGGAUUCUCCAGAAGCACCAAAUGGAAUCGAAUGUUUAUAAGUAAUUCCUGUUGAUGAUUUGGAUAAAAGUGUAUUAAAGAGUAUUCAUGAAGAUGAAAAUACAAUAAAAUAAGUUGUAGAUAAGAAAUCAGAAGAAGAUGAACUUGCAUCUGAAGCUAUAUCAUCUGCUGAUGAAGAUGAAUUAGAAUAAAAAAUAAAAUCUAAAUCAUACAUUUUAACUAUUUAAGGAAAUUCUAAAUUAGAAUUUUAUUUAAAGUUUAGUCCAAGAGAUGUACAAACAUAUACAUUUGAUCUUCCAUUAACAUUAAAUAGAUAUGGACGUCUUUUAAGUUUAACAAGAUAGAUAAUUUGUAGAGGCUUAAAACCUAGAUUUGUAAUGGAUCCUUAAUGUGUUGAAUUUCCUAGAAAAAUAAUUACAUCUUUAGAAAAAUGUUUUGCUGCUACUGUAGAGAUAACAUUAAGUAAUCCAGAAAGGAAAGCAGUUUUUUGGAGAAUGGAUGUUACAUCAAUAACAUCAGAUAAGAUAUUUAAUAUUACUCCAAUAGAAGGUAAAAUUGAUUCUGGCUAAACAGUGAAAGUUAAAGCUUCAUUUAAUCCUUAAAAGGCAGAUGAUUAUUAAAAAAAUAUUCCUGUUUAUAUUGAUAGUUAAGAGAGUUGUUAUUUAGAAUUGAUUUUAAAAGGGAAAGCAGCAUAACCUAAAAUUUUAUUUGAUAGAAGAGAAGUAUUGUUGCCUCCAGUUCCGUUAAAUAUUGAAUCGAAAUGUUCAUUUAAAAUAUUAAAUGAUGGAUAUGAAAAUUUAAAUAUUAAACAUAAAGUUUUUGGUGAAGAAGGGAAUAUUAAUGUAAAAUUAAGAUUUCCUGAAGGUUCAAGUGUUGGUAUGUCUAAAAAAAGAUUGAGAGUAGAUGCAUUAUUUUAAUCAUCAAAAUCUGUAUCUUUUACAACAAAGAUAGAAUUUUAUGAUGAAAUGGGAAAAGUAUAUACAAUACCUGUUUCUGGAACAGCAGAUAAUUGCUUACUUACAAGUUUUAGUUAUUAAUAAAGAUGUGCAAGUGAAUUUAAAAUAGAUGAGAAAGUUACUUAAGGUUAAACAACACCAGGUCCAAUUUGUUUAAUGGAUGAUGAUGAUGAUGCUAAUUCUGAUAUAUAAAGUCCACAUAAAAAAGGCGCUCCAAGUGUUAUAAGUUAUAGAUCUUUAAGUUCAAUGAGUAAUCAAACAACUGCAAGUGCUUUAGGAUAUAUUCCUAUUCCAUAAGAUUUAGUUGAAUAGAAUAAAUAGUAUGCAACAAAAUGGUUGAAGUUUUUCUUAUGGAGUGCUAAUAUUCAUGCAUUUCCAGAAGGAGUUAUAGAAUAAGAUGGUUAACCUAUUUUUGAAUUAACUUCUGUUUUAAGUGGAAAAUCAUUACCACUCCCUUGUCAAUCAUAUUUAGAUAAGAAUGCUAAAAAAUAAGAGAGAAUUGCUUAAUUAUUAAAAUAAUAUGAUGAUUUCAUCAGAAUGUUAAAAUCAGAAGGAGCUUUUUUAAAUCAUAUUCGUCCAUAUCAUCUUCUUAGUUUUAGUGAUUUAAAUGCCUCUUUUAAAUUAUUGUCAGAAGAAGAAAAAGAAUAAGUACAUCCUAGUGUUCUCAAAAUUAACUAACAACGAUAUAAUUAUAUAUCAAUAGAUUCUUGGUGUGCAGUUUUUCAUUAGAUUUUAAAAAUUUAUGGAUUAUAGAGAAUUAAUAUUAAAUAUUUUAAAUAAAUUCCAGGUUGGGGAGAUAAAACAUUACCUGAUUACUAUAUAAAUGGAAGUAAUGUUUAUUCUCCUUAAGAAGGAUUAUUAAUGAGAUGGUUAGAAGUUUGUGCUGAAUCUGAAGGACAUUAAUUUCCAAGAUUGAAAUAUUUUGAAUAACUGAAAGAUUGUCAUUAUUUUGCUGCUGCUUUAUAACAUUAUGUAGGACCAUCUUUAACCAAAUAUUUAUCUGGUCUUAAGAUUUGUGAAACUAUUUAAGAUUAUAAACUUAAUUCAAAUAAAGUUUAAGCUGCUUUAAUGGAUAUGAAGUUUUCUAUUCCUUUUGAAUUAGCGAAUUUUGCUGAACCAAGUGGAAGAGAAAUGCUCAUUUUAGUCUUACAUUUAUUUAAUUAAUUACCUAAUUAUUUAAUUAAAGGAACUGAAGUAUUUUCUUGUGUUUUAGGUUAAUCCAUAUCUAGAACUUUAUUAAUUACUAAUAAGAACAAUAGACCAGUAUCUUAUUGGGUUAAAUUAGAAAAGGAAGAAGAUUUCAAAUUAGAAGGAGGUGAUCAUAUUAAAUUAGAACCUAAUUAGCAUUUACAAUAUAAAAUUAAAUUUGUAUCCAGAAUUUCAUAGCCUGUACUUGAUAGAAUUACUUUCAUGCCUAAAAGAGAACAUAAUUUAUUUACUGCUGCUAUUGUUUAUGAUCUUAAAUCAUCAAUAUUAGGAAGAGAAAGUAAAUCAGUAGAAGAAGUUAGUUCUCCUCUUUACGAAAGCAAAGAUUUCUAUCUUCAAAUUUCAAAUGAAUUUACUAAAUCAGAAUUUGGUAAUUUUACUAUUAAAAUGAUAUUUGAAAAGGUUGCUGAUACAAAUAAAAGAAAACCCAUAUAAAAUAAUAAUAAUAAAUCUUAGUAAAUUGAAUAACAGAAAGAAGUGUUUCCAGCAAUAUUUUGUUAAUCUGAAGUUGUCAAAAUGAAAAAAGGAUCAUAAUUAUAAUUAUAAUUAAGAUAUGUUCCUAUGGUUUUCGAAUAAUAGAGAUGUUUUCUAAUAUUCACUGAUCCGAAUGUAGGUGAAUUCCAACAUGAAAUUUUAGCUACUGCUGAAUUACCUGAAAUUUAAUAAGAAAUCAAAUAAUAUUAAGUAUUUGUUGAUUAACCUGCUAUUAUGGAAUAUAUGAUUCUACCAAAAAAUGAACAAAUUUUUAAAGCAAAAGAUUCCAUUCUAAAUUAUACUAGUAAAAAAGCUUUACCUUUACCAGGUGGUGAACCUGAAACUAUUAAUUUUGAUGUUGAAUUAAGUAAUCAUUUCGGAUUUCUAACAGCUCCAAAAUAAUUCACAGUUUAAGAUCUACAAAAAUAAAAAGCCAAUCGAGUACAAAGAGAGAAAUUGGAAAAACAAUAAUAAUUAGAAAAAGAGAAGAUGAUGUAAGCAUUAUAAUAAUAAUAACCAUAAUAAUAAUUAUAAUAAUAAGGUACAAGAUAGAAUACUGAAAUUAAAAAUAUUUCUAUGAUAAGCAAUAUUACAGCUAAUCCAAAUAAUGCUACAACUAAUAUUUCAAUGUUGCCUGAUGUCAAUAAAAUGCCUUUAUAAUUUUUAUUUAAGAAUCCUGUCAAAGAUAUGCCAAUAAUUAUGACUCUUAGAAGCAAUGAUAAAACAGAUGUAAGAAGAUACAAGUUUUUAGUGACUGCUUUACCUAAACCUACAAAAGCUUAAAUGGAAAUGAGAUGUCCAUCUAGAGAAAGCAUAGUUUAAGAUAUUCCUUUUUCAAAUCCUAGUGAUAAAGAUUGGAGUUUCAAAUUCUUAUUAAAUUAGGAAGGUAAUUGUUUUUAAUUGUUAAAUGUUCCUACUGCAUAACCUGAUCAUGGACAUAGUUCUAUAUUUAUAGGAGGAUACAAAGAUUUAGUUUUAAAGAAGAAAACUAAAAUUGAUAUCAAAUUAUAAUUUACACCAAAAUGGAUGUGUAAAAUUGAGGCUCAUUUAUAAAUUACGAAUGUAAAUACUAAUGAUAUUUAUGAUUACUAAAUUACAGGAAUUGGUGAAGAACCUUUAGCAUAAUCAAAUAUUGUAUUAUAAUGUAAAGCUAGAUAAAAAACAAAAACUGAAAUAAUUUUGAAUAAUUAUUCUUAAAAUGAAAUGAAAUAUAAAGUAGAAACUGAUUUAAUUAAUGCAAGUGGAUUAUAGAAUUUUACGAUUGCUCCAUAAAGAAAAUAUCGUUAUGAAUUAUCAGUAAUGCCAAUGUUAAGUGGUUAAUAUAAUGGAUCAAUAACAUUUUAUGAAGAAAGUGGUGAAUACAUUUGGUAUACUGUGGUAUUAGAUACUGAUUCUCCUAUAGCUGAGAAAGAAGUUGAGAUUUCAACUUAAGUAAGGAAACCAGUUAGUUUUGAAAUUGAACUUAGUAAUCCUAUGCCAUUUGAAUAAGCAACAUUUGAAGUUAGAAUAGAAGGUGAUAAUUUACAUGGUAGUAAAACUUUCACUAUUUUACCUUAAAUGAGUUCAAUAUAUGAAUUAUAUUAUCUACCAUUACUUCCAGAGAAGAAAAAAGGAGUUAUAGGAUUUAUACAUCCAAAAUUAGGAGAAAUUUGGUAUAACUUAAGUUUAAUAUCAGAAGAAAGGCAAAGUAUUAGAAUUCCAACUUUAAAAACAGAAUUAGGAAAAGUAGAGGAAUAUGAAAUUUAUUUAGAAAACCCAAUAGAUAAAGAAAUUAAUGUAUAAGUUUAAAUAACAAACCCAGCUAAUUUUGAUGUAUUACCUACUGAUAUAGUAUUAAAACCUCAUUGCGAUACAAGUGUUUAUAUUAGAUUUACUCCAAGUAGUCUUGAUUAAAUUUAGAAUGGUGAAAUAAGAUUCAUUACAUAAGAAAUAGGAAAAUGGGAAUAUUUAGUUUAUGGAGUGGGAAUUCCACCAACAGCAUUUCCAGAAAUGACUGUUACUGUUGGAAUUAAUAAAGAUUAUUCAGAUGUAAUACAUUUUAAAAAUCCCUUCAGAGAUACAAUUCAAGUAUAAAUUAUGAUUGAAUCAGAUGAUGAUGCUUUUUAAUUACUCAUAAAAAAAAAGAAUGAUACUAAAACAACUAUUGCUGGAUUGUAAUAAAUAUAAAUUCCAUUUUCAUUUACACCUAGAAGUAUUAGAUCAUAUAAAUGUGAACUGGUUGUAGCCAUGAAUGAAAAGAUUAAAUGGAGAUAUCCUAUUACUGGACAUACUGAAUCAUUUGCUACUGGUAAAUUUACUUAAUUUAAAACUAAAUGUAGAAUUCCUUUCUUAUAAGAAUUUAAAUUUUAAUUACCAGGAGUUGAUAAAAUUGGAAAAUCUAAUUUUACUUUUUAAAUUAAAAAUGUAUCAGAAGAUGUUAAAAUCUUUAUGGACAAAUUCUUUAAAAUUAAAAUGAUUUAAUCUGCUACUGAUGAUUGUGAUGAAGUUCAUUUUGAUGCUAAUUUUAAUCCAUUAAAACCUUUCAAAGCCAAUUUUGAUUUAAUAAUCAAAAGAGAUAUAGGUGGUGUAUGGAAAUUCCCAAUGAGUCUUGAUGCUACAGAACCUGAUAUUGAUGAUCUAAUUAUUAUUACUAGUCCACUUAAUAAACCUACUAGUGUUUCAUUUAGAAUUACUAAUCGUACUAAACAUUAAGCCACUUUUAGAGCAUACUUUACACCAUCUUCUGAUUAAGAAUUCUCAGUUACUCCUAAAUAUGGAGAACUUUAACCUAAUGGAAGAGAAGGUACUUAAUUCAUUAUUACUUUUACUCCUCUUGAAUAUGGAUAAAUUAGAUCUGGAAAAUUAAUUAUUGAAACUGAUGAUAUGUAUUGGUCUUAUAAAGUCAGAGGAACAUUACCUAAAUAUGAACCACCUAUUGCCUAACCUAAAGUUGAUGCUAAAAUUAUUGCUAAUAAUAGUAGUAAUUUCAAACCAAAGAAUUUCUUAUAAAAUAAUAUAAAGUAUUCUAUUCUUAUUUAUAUCUCUAGACGCAAUCAUUCACCACCUAGUACACAUCAAAAAUCUACUGCUAUUACUAAUCUUAAUUUCAGUAGAAGAACUUUUGGAGCAACACUCACUAGAGAUACCAAAUCUGUUCAAUUAAUGAAGACUUAAAAAUUAGAAUGA
This is a messenger RNA of Paramecium sonneborni, 9203 nucleotides long. Lineage: Eukaryota; Ciliophora; Oligohymenophorea; Peniculida; Parameciidae. The record is from the annotation of a GenBank genome assembly.